GAGUUUUGAUUCAAAAAGUUCCUAAUGAGCUCAAAAGAUCUUCGAACAAAUUACAAAUAAGCAUCUAAAGAAAUGACAUUGAAGGGAAUAAUUAUUGAAAAAUUUUCAUCGGUACCUAUGCUGUGAACAUUUUAUCUAUUCGAAAUUUCGAUUUGUUGCGUUAUAAUAUGUUUUAUAUUGUCAGUUUGACAUCUUGAAAAUAAACAUUUUGUUAAGUUGAUUUAUUCAUAAUUAUGUGUGAAAAUGAGAAUCCAAAAGUAAUAGUUGAUGAUGAUUUCUUAGACCUCAGAAAUGAUCAAGGAAAUACUUACAGAAGAAGACCAUUGAGUUCUCAUUCAAUAACAAGAGGUUCAUCAGUAAAUACUCAAGGAAAUGUCAGUACUACGAAAGAAGUUCUCCCAGGAUUGCAGAGAUUCUUGAACACAUAUGGUCAGAAAAAGUCAAACUCUUUCGGUUACAAGAAGAGUAAUCGCACCAAUGCUCAACCUGUGGAUUGCAGAUUUCGCAGGAAGGUGGAAAAGAAAGUGAUAAGUUCAAGGUCUACGUCUAUUUUACAGGAAAAUGAGAGAGAGGAACAAAAAAAAACGUCCGAAAGUCAUAUCUCCGAAGUUUCGUCGGUUCACAAUCACUCAUCAGAAUCCGGAAAGACGAAGAACGGACAAAAAAUACAACCAACACAUUCCCAAAUCAGUCUCAAAGAUGAAAAAUGUUCGAAAAUUGCAAAAACUAAAAAACCCACUCGAAUUAUAAGUGAGUCGAAAAAAAAAGAAGAUAAAGAAUCGCCUGGUAAGAAUAAUUUACAAAUCAACGAUGUAAUGAAAGAAUGUAAAAAGGAAUUCGAACAGCAAAUGAAGAAAGCACAGACUGUUCUGAAAAAGGAUAUCCUCGAUGGAGAAACUUUGGAUCCAAACAAGUUCAGCACUAAUAAUAACAAAACAAAAUUUCAGUUAGAAGACCCGAGACUGCCAGCUUCUUAUGGAUAUUAUUUAUUACCUACAUUCAAGAAAAGCUGGACCAUUCCAUCGUUGCCUUUGCUCAAAAGACAAUUUCCAUGGGCAAAGCAUUAUAAUGCAUUAUGUGCUAAAGUAGAUCGGAAAACAUACGAGUUUGAUACUGAAGAAUCCGUGUCAGAUUCUGAGGAUAACGUAUCUGCAUAUUCUACAAUUUCUACAAGUAACUUCAUGAAUCUUAUUUUUUGCUUAGGAUGUAUUUGUGGAAUCUUCCUCAUUGGAGGUAUUCUUACGGCCUCUGAAAUUCAAGCUGAUUAUUUUAGGCCUAUGGAAUCUGAAAUGGGAAUGGUGGAGUUCAUCUAUGGUCAAUUUACGUAUAUGAUUCGUGUGAUAUUCAGUGUUUUCCACAGGAUAUUAACUCUUCCAGGUACGAAGUUGUUCAGAUCGAGUGUGGAGCAGCCGGGACAUUGGAGCUUUUUUAACAAAUAUUUGUAUUUCAUACCUCAAUAGAUCUCAAUUAAAUCGAAA
Harmonia axyridis is the source of this 1478-nucleotide messenger RNA. RefSeq lists its product as uncharacterized. The coding region runs from base 234 to 1460 and encodes 408 amino acids. The record is from RefSeq and is a predicted model, not a curated record. Lineage: Eukaryota; Metazoa; Arthropoda; Insecta; Coleoptera; Coccinellidae. The transcript has 9 exons.